AUGGUAUCGUGACGUCAAAUGCGGGGGUGGGGGUGGCGCGCGCGUCGUGACGUCUGUAGGUGGGCGGGCCCUUUGAGUCGGAAGAGCGGCGGGCGCGAGACGCUGCUCGCAGUCGGCAGAGGGGCAGCGCGCGAGCCGGGCAGCACGUGGACCGCGGGGGCAGCGCGCGACGCGGGAGGGUGGGGGUUAACACGUGGACCGCGGGGGCAGCACGUGGACCGCGGGGGCAGCACGUGACCGUGGUGGGGGGCAGCACGUGACCGUGGUGACGAGGAGGGCAGCACAGCGGGGCAGCUCUUGCGCCUCGUCUGCGCGCUGUCAUGUCAUCCCACGGGCCGCGGUGAAAUGGAAGACGACGUCGCGCUGCGGGAGCAGAAGUUCCACAACCGAGUGCGGGAGUGGGUGAUCUGCUUCUUGUUGUUUACGUUCCUCUACAUCACCUCCUACCUGAUCAUCACCCGAUUCAAGAAGAGGACCGACUUCAUUCUGGGAGAUGAUGAAGAUGCAGUGGUGAACAGAAUAGCGCUGUGGAUGUGCACCUUCACGCUGGCCGUGUCCCUCGCGGCCGCCCUGCUGCUACCCUUCUCCAUUGUCAGCAACGAGGUGCUGUUGUCGCUCCCGCACAACUACUACAUGCAGUGGCUCAACGGCUCGCUCGUGCACGGGCUGUGGAACUUGGUCUUCUUGUGCUCCAACCUCUCCCUGGUGCUGCUCAUGCCAUUCGCCUACUUCUUCAUUGAGUCCGAGGGCUUCACAGGCUCCCGCAAGGGAGUGAUGGGCCGUGUGUACGAGGCAGCCGUGGUGCUGUGCCUCCUCGUGCUGCUCGUGCUGGGCAUGGUGUGGGUGGCGUCGUCCAUCAUGGGCAAGGAUCCCGCCAGCACAAAGUCCCUGCGCGGCCUGUGGGACUUCUACCUGCCUUAUCUCUACUCCUGCAUCUCCCUCUUUGGGGUGCUCCUGCUGCUGGUGUGCACGCCGCUGGGCUUGUCGCGGAUGUUCGGGGUGACGGGUCAGCUGCUGGUGAAGCCGCGGCUGCUGGAGAACCUGGACGAGCAGAUCGAGUGCAGCCGGCUGGAGGAGGCGGUGCUCAAGCGGCGGCUCAAAGGUCGUUCGGCCUGCUGGCAGCACUUGAGCGUGGAGGCUCUGAGGGAGAGAAUCUUCUGGGUGAGCAAGGAGCGCAGCAGCAUGGAGCGGAGGGUGGGAGCCUCUGUUUGGCAAAGGAACUUGUGCUUCCCUCUUGUGAUGCUACUGCUCCUGCUGCUCACGGGCGUCUCCGUGGUGCUCGUGUGCUUCCACGUCCUGGUGCUGCUCAUCGAUGACGCGGCAAUGCCCAAGGGAAGCCAGGAGGUGGGCUUUGGGAAGGCCUCUCUCUCGGCGUUCGGGCCUCUGGGAGCCACUUUGGAAGUGGCGCUCAUCUUCUACCUUAUGGUGUCGUCUGUGGUGGGAUUCUACAGCCUGCCCCACUUCUGCACGCUCCUACCCAGAAACCGCAGCAUGCCAAUGACCAAGAUUAUCGGUAACUGCGUGAGCCUCUUGGUGCUGAGUUCUGCUCUUCCCGUGCUGUCCCGAACUUUGGGCAUCACCAACUUCGACCUGCUCGGCAACUUUGGCCGCUUCAACUGGCUUGGCAAUUUCCACAUCGUGCUGUCGUACAACCUGCUGUUCGCGGGCCUCAGCACGCUGUGCCUGGUGCGCACGUUCACGGCCACCGUGCGCCGUGAGCUCCUCCGCGCCCUCGGCCUCUCCAAGCUUCUGUUACCCCAAGUUUCAGUUCUGAGUUCACAAAUGGCAGGAAAGGUCCAUCAGCCUGGUUGCAACCAGUCGAGCAGUAACCAUCAACCCAGCACCUACCAACCUAACACCUAUAAGUCCAGCAGUACCAAUGACCAUCAACCCAGCACCUACCAACCUAACACCUAUAAGUCCAGCAGUACCAAUGACCAUCAACCCAGCACCUACCAACCAAAAACCUACCAGCCUAGCAGUACCAGUAACCAUCAACCCAGCACCUACCAACCUAACACCUAUAAGUCCAGCAGUACCAAUGACCAUCAACCCAGCACCUACCAACCUAACACCUAUAAGUCCAGCAGUACCAAUGACCAUCAACCCAGCACCUACCAACCUAACACCUAUAAGUCCAGCAGUACCAAUGACCAUCAACCCAGCAUCUACCAACCUAACACCUAUAAGUCCAGCAGUACCAAUGACCAUCAACCUAGCACCUACCAACCAAAAACCUACCAGCCUAGCAGUACCAGUAACCAUCAACCCAGCACCUACCAACCUAACACCUAUAACUCCAGCGGUACCAAUGACCAUCAACCCAGCACCUACCAACCUAACACCUAUAAGUCCAGCAGUACCAAUGACCAUCAACCUAGCACCUACCAACCUAACACCUAUAAGUCCAGCAGUACCAAUGACCAUCAACCUAGCACCUACCAAUCUAUUUCCUACCAACCCAGCAGUACCAGUAACCAUCAACCCAGCACCUACCAACCAAAAACCUACCAGCCUAGCAGUACCAGUUACCAUCAACCUAGCACCUAUCAGCCCAGCAGUACCAGUAACCAUCAACCCAGCACCUACGAAGCAAUCACCUAUCAGCCCAGCAGAACCUACGAAUCCAGCAGCAAUUUCCAGCUCAGCAGCGCUCAGCCCUGCAAAUACCAAUCUAGCACCGUUGAGCUCAACACACACCAGCCGAGCAACAACCAAGCCAACAGCAGUGAGCCUUGCAGCACCUAUCUCGGGAAUCAUCAGCCCAGCACCGACCAGCCGUGCAAUACCCAGCUCAUAUCCCAUGAGCUGAACGCCUACCAGCUCAGUAGCACCCAGCCCUGGAGGGACACCGAGAGAGACACAAGCAGGGACACUGGCAGAGUCACAAGUAGGAAUGCCGGGAAAGGCACAAUCGGGGACGGUGGUGGACAGCCCAGCAGGGGCAUCGGCGGAGACACAAGCAGAGACCCCGGGAGAGACGCAAGCGGGGACGCUGGUGGAGACGCCUCCUCAUCUGCCUGCCCAGCGCUUGCCGUGGAGUCGGCGGCGGCGUCGGCGGAAGCCGUGCCCGAGGCCCCCACGCCGCUGCCCGGGUGUACGGCACGACCCUCGCUGCUCGGCGGCCCCGCCGCUCCGUGGGGGGCGCUGCGACGCCGACGUGCGCUGAGCGGCACGUACGACCAGGGCAGCACGGGGUGCCACGCGUGGGCGCUCGGCGGGCACAGCAAACCCCUACACAGCAUCUGAUGGCGCCGGGGCGCCGGCUCGCAGGGUUGUGGGGGGAGGAAGAAGCUUUAUCCACCGAGAGUGUGCUGCCAGGCGCGUUCGCCGGUCCGAAGGCGAUGUGAAUCGCAGGCGCGCGUGGAAACUUUGGUUCCGGAGGGGGGCAGUAGUUGGUGGACUUCAUAACAACCCCCGAGUUCAGCUGUUCGUGUUAGUUCUGCAGUGUGCGUUAUUCACUUGGGUGACGCCAUUGUAAGAACACCCCACUCACAUUUCGAGCGCGAGAGUUCAACUCUGGGUGUCAUCAUCAUCAUCAUCAACAAAAUGAACUCCACGUUGUGGGACGUCGACAGUGCUUGUCCUGUGGAUGUCCUCGACUGGCUUUCCCUGCCGUGGGAGUAUGGAACUUAUACCACUGAUGGAGUUUAUUGCUGCCCAAAUGCCCUUUUGAGCACUGGGACUUUUUUCACUUGUGACUUUUUAUUGAAGAACUGUUUUAAGCUCGUUCGCAUGAAGGACAUCACUGGAACGUCCUCGUUUUACUACGAUUGUCUAAUACUGCACAAGCGAGAGUACGUUGAAUAAAAAAGUAAGCUGGAAUGAGAAAGGAGAAAACUGGAAAA
Molecule: messenger RNA, 3848 nt
Organism: Petromyzon marinus (sea lamprey)
Lineage: Eukaryota; Metazoa; Chordata; Hyperoartia; Petromyzontiformes; Petromyzontidae
Biological process (GO): signal transduction; receptor-mediated endocytosis
Cellular component (GO): plasma membrane
Molecular function (GO): transmembrane signaling receptor activity
Source: RefSeq, a predicted model, not a curated record